This is a messenger RNA of Colletotrichum acutatum, 2727 nucleotides long. RefSeq names its product DnaJ domain-containing protein. NCBI's taxonomy places the organism in Eukaryota, Fungi, Ascomycota, Sordariomycetes, Glomerellales, Glomerellaceae. The record is from RefSeq and is a predicted model, not a curated record. Gene Ontology annotation, cellular component: cytoplasm. The transcript is spliced from 3 exons. The coding region runs from base 1 to 2727 and encodes 908 amino acids.
AUGGGAGGAGUUGACAUGAGCCGCGAUUACUACGCGGAUCUGGAGCUCCCGGCAGACGCAGACACGAAUGAGAUCAAGAAACAGUUUCGAAAGCUAGCACUCAAGUACCACCCCGAUCGAAACCCAGGCAGAGAAGCCGAAGUCAACUCCCGAUUCCAGGUUAUUCAGUCAGCCCAUGAAAUUCUUACCGACCCUCAACAACGAGCCAAGUACGAUGCCGGGAGAACACGAUCGAGGUAUCCUACAGCGUCCGGAGUCCGAGGCAAUCCCUGGCAGAAUGCCGGUGCCAACUUCCCUCCCCCACCUCGUCGUAAUGCAACAGCUCGCAAUCCGCCGCCGCCUCCGCCAGCCUCGGGAGCCAGUAGAUACCGUAACUUUGCUUCGGGUGCGGCUCCGACGGCUAAAGCGCAGACGAGAGACGACUCAGAAGCGAAGCGGAAUGCCUGGCAUGCUUUUGAGAAUAUGAAGGGUCGGGCCAGCCAGUCUCAGCCAAAGCCCGCCAAGGCCCCCGAGACUCCAAAGCGACCAGUUCCCCGAACUCCUUCUCAGAAACAGAGGGCGGAGGCUUCCUUUGGACGCAAACCUGGCUACACUCCUCACUCGCCCGUUCCUGCAGAUGAGCCUCCGGUGAACUCGUCCAACUACUCCACCUCAUCCCGGCACACCAACAUUUUCGCAGACAAUGCGCGAAGACAACAAGAGGCAGGAGUGCCAGACCCUCUGGCGCAAUUUAGGGACUCGGAUUCUCGUCAAAGCACUCCUUACAUGUCACAUGGCGGCGAGAAACUGAAUCCAUUCGAUGGCAUCUCUGUGGGACGGGCGAAAAGCACCCGUGAAAGCCCUCGACCACCUCAGGAAAGCUAUGGCCCCAAUCUUUCGCCUGGCAGCGCUCGUCAACGCGCCCAAAGUGUCCCCCGUCAAGCAAGGACUGAGCCGUCGAGCCCGCGCACUUCGACUUCGACGCCGCAAGAGGACCGCCCUAACACGGCGACUGCAACUGCAUCCAACUCGCCCAAGGACCCAUUUAGAUCCCGCGCAAGCGCAAGAUACACCCCACCGAACACGGCCACCGGUCCUGGUCCGAACAAUGCGCAGGCGAAGGCCACUGCUUCCCAGAAUCUUAAUGGAGCGGGAAACAUUCACACGGCACAAGGAUCUUCAAUGUACGGAACAUAUUUUCCCCCAGGUUCUUUUCCUCCUUUUGCGGUCCCCAACCUGCGGCGCAAAUCAGCAGCCGAGGCUCGCGCACGAUAUGCAACGCAGCAUCCGCUUCCUGAGCAGUCGAGCAACGCAGGGCUGCAUGAUUCGCCGUCUCCCAGUGGAGAUAGGUCGAGGAGGAGCGACUCACUCACACCAUUCGAGCGGAAGCAGGGCGAACUUCUGAGCAAGCUUGUGAAGAGACAGGCGCCAGACCUGACGCCGCUUUCUCGUGACAAGCGCCACACGAUUGACACUCACCAUGAUGUUACACCGAACCAAGCUGACCAGAAAAUUACCAAUAGCUUCAAUUUUCCGAUCGACGAUGACACCUUUGCCCGAACCGCCGCACCAGAGCAACCAACUUUCAGCCGCAGGAGCACCGAGGAAAUUGACACUAGCUUUGUAAACGGUGAUGGUCCAGAUGCUUGGAAAUUCAGCGCCGGCAGUCCGAUCCAGGACCAAGCCGCCAAGGUUCGUUCGCAAUCAGGAAGCCGCGUAGGCCGUCGAUCACCGAUCAAGCGCCCCAGCUUGAGACACCAGAAGGACAUGUCGGGCCAGCCGGCAGGAUCACCUUCUGCGGAAGGAAAGUUUGAUGCUCAAGACUGGACCCAACAGAUUGGGGCCCAAAACUUCGUGCCACAUAAGACGCACUCUACAUCAACAUCUCCUACCCGAAUUUCUCGAGUCAACUCUAGGAAGACCAAGGUCAAGCCGACGGCAGGAGGCAAUGCAGGACUGGUGAAUGAUGACUACGACAGUGACGAGGAGACCGAGUGGAGAGGACGAAAGUCAAUGGCGGAGCCUAUCGGUGCGAACAGCCCGAAUGCUAUGGACAUCGACCCUCCGCAGACUGGGACUUCUCAAAAGCGAGAUCAUUCCAACAGCGCGAGAAACAUCCCUGUGGAACCAUCUCGUCCCGAAUGGAGGCCUGGCAAUGGCUUGCAAGAAAACGGCCCGAAGCUACCUGCGCGCAAACCAGAAUUCAACCCAAACAAUGCCGGUUCUGAAGACAGCGAGGAGUUUAGGGCCAGCCUUGCUGACCUCAAGAAUGUGGCGCCAUUCGCGCAAAACUCUUCUGGACUAGGUUCUCUGAAUGAUCUCAAGAUGAGUCUACCGUUUGAGAGUCAGCCGUCAGGCCGCGCUCCGAUAGAAAAGGAGAAGAAACCUUCGCUCGAUUUCCCGGUCAUCCCGCAAGUACCCCGACCCCCGCCUACUUUCGCGGUCAAUUUAAAGCCGACUGGCGGUGCGUGGCAGAAGUACACCCAGGACUUCCAGAGUUACGUUUUGAGAUGGGAAAUCUUCAACGCUCAAGUAAUUGAGCAUUUCAACGCUCGCAAGGCAAACAUCGCCGAUCUCCGAGCUCGCAAGGGCUAUUCGUUCCUCGUCUCUCGCGGCGAUGAUGAGAUUCACGAAUAUCUUGAGUGGAUGGCACAAGAUAAGGAGGUUCGAAGAAAGUGGGCUGUCGCAUGCGAAGACCAUGAAGCACGCAUUCGUGAGUUCAUGGUAUACAAGGGCAAGAUGGCAUAA